Messenger RNA from Moneuplotes crassus, 2267 nucleotides. NCBI's taxonomy places the organism in Eukaryota, Ciliophora, Spirotrichea, Euplotida, Euplotidae. The record is from the annotation of a GenBank genome assembly.
AUUCAAUAAAAUUUUUAGACUCGAAAACUUUUAGAAAAUUCAAUAUGGACAGGGUUACAGUUCCGGUUUUGUUCGAGAUAUGCAGCUAUCUUCAGUUCAAGGAGAUGGUGUGCCUCGCGAGGAUGAAUAAACACUAUAACAUCAAGAUGAUGGACAAAAUAUUAAUAAUAUUCUCAGAAAGAGAGGCCCAAAGGCUCCUAUUUUCGAAGUGAAGUCUUCUCAGGAAUCCAUUCGUAGAGCAGGAGGAAGCCAAGACUACUCUGAAGAACAAUGGCUGGUUUGAGUUCCUAAAGUGCCAAGUCCAGACUAGAAAAUGGCUGAAGAUCAAAUUGUGGAACGUCCUUCCCUCUGUCUUUGGUGACUUUAAUGACGAUGAGGCUAAUAAAUAAACUAAUUAUCAAGAUUGUGCAGGAAAUUAAAAGACCAAGUGAAAGUCCACCAAAGCUUAUGAAGACAAGUAAGUCUGUCUCCUUGAGAACCUCCUUUCAGACAUUGCUAUACUGACAUGUGGAGAUUGUCAAAUAGCUUGAACUCUGGUGAUAUUACAAUUCCACCUGUUAUUGCAGCUAAAAUAUGUGAAAAUUCUAACAUUUUUGCCCAGGAAAUUAUUGAAAACGGUGAAAAGAUCUGGUUAGAAGAUUUCAGAUGGUACAGGAAUAAACUUGAUGUCAGAAAAUCCCCAAAAUCAAGCAUCUUAUGUCUCCUGUUCUGCAUUGAGGGGUUCAUCAAGUGUCAUUGAGAAGUCGCAUGAAAAGUUAUACAAACAAAGGAAAGCACAGAGAGCUUCUUAGACGAGUACGGCACUCGAUGGAUCUCAUACUCUGACUUAAUAAUGAGCAUGGAGGAAGAAUUCUCAUUUAUUGAAUUAGCCAUUAAUUCUGUGUAUGAUGACCCAAUGAUUAAAAAGAAUCGAAAAUUGAAGGAAUUUAUACCUAAAUACUCCAUCCUCCGUAUGAUGUGAAGAAUCUGGGGUAAAUAUGUUAUGAAAAAGGUUAUUUCAACCUUCAUUACAAAGAUUGAGCAAAUUUUGGCUCAAUACCAUGCAAAAAUAAUUGAGUUUGCUCAGAAUUUUGACAAAUUUUCAGGGGUAAAGUCUAUUUCUUCGACAGUUAGAAACAAGUCCACUUUAGACAUGGUAUUGCGGGAUUUAUUAAUCCAAUCGGUUCAAAUGAUAAUUGAUAUCUCCCUGAAUGAGAUAAGUAUUCAUUAUAUUGACAGCACAGAGGCGACUUUUAGCAACUUCUACUCCCAGGUUGAAGGAGUCAUUCUAGAUUCUUGUAAAUAAUUUCUACAGUGAAAUUCAAAAGUAUGUGAAUCCACAAGCCUUCAGAUUAAUUUCAAACUCACAUUUCCGUGAGAUCAAGGGGAUAUUCCCAACGUGUACCCAGAGAAAAAUGCAUGAACUGAUGAUGUCCAAGAAUAUUAGCUUCUGUGAAGAGAAACUCAACAAAUAUUAUAAUGAUUUUGUAGAUGGGGACCAAGACGAAAAUCUCAAAUCGCGACUCGAGAUGCUCAAAGAUGAUAAUGACAUCUGCAAGCGAAAGUCUAAGCUGUCUAGUCCAGAUUUCUUUCAUAUCAUAUUUGGGGAACAAGAGAAACAGAGGAUCUUCAUAUCUAUAAAGCUCAUUGUUCGGGACUAUGGUUUAAAACAUAUUCUUGAUAGGAUAGAUAGUGAUGACAGCGAUUAUGAUUCACUUAGUGAUGAUAAUGAAGAAUCGAAAUUUGAAUCUAAUUACAAGUGUAAAUUCUACAAAAAGCCUGUGCUCUUGAGUGACGCCUUACUUAGUACCGAAGAGAAGGAGAAAAUUGCUUUGUUUUAUAUCCACUUGGUCUCCAUCGACAAGGAAAUCAUCUCACUUCUGAAUGAAAUCGAUAAUAACUGGAAAACCUCUGAACAGGAGUACAUUCAUGCCGAUCAUGUCAUCGCGAGGGAUAAUGUCACAGCCAGGAUACCCGAGCAUCUAGAUGAAGAGGACAAGAAGAAAUUUGAACUAAUUAAACAACAUUCUGUAUUCCCAAACGAGCAAUUCUACGAGAAGUAUGUGAAAGAGGAUGAGCAAGAGAUAAUCAAAAGAGAGAGCUCCGAUAUAAAUGGCAAGCAGGAGGGGCUACUGGAUAUUGACCUUGACUUAGACGAUGACAGUUACGCAGAUGAGUUUGAUGAUGAUGAUCUGGACUCGUUGUUGCUGUCGACUAGUUCGAUCCCACAAUUGGAGAGAUCGUAGUAAUGAGAGUGUAGGUGGAUGUUUUGGAAAAAUAUUUAAAGU